UUGGAGUUUAAUGAAAUCUGAUACCAUAUUUGAAGGUCAAUCUUAUUACGAGGAGUAAUCCAAAUUCCUGUGAGAUUUAUCCCUGAAUAGAACCUAGUACUUAUAACAGACAAUAAAAACCUGUCUAUCAAUUUGCAUUGGAUGGGCGCUUGACAAGUAAUUUUCAAUGUCCUAUAAUUUGAGCAAAAAGCACUCGAUGCUGCUAUGAAUGACAUAAAUAGCUCAUUUGGGAAAGGAAGUGUUACAAGAUUGGGAAGUGCUGGCGGUGCUCUAGUUGAAACUUUUCCUAGUGGCUGCUUAACAUUAGACUUCGCUUUAGGUGGUGGCCUUCCCAAAGGAAGGAUUGUAGAGAUAUAUGGGCCAGAAAGUAGUGGGAAGACCACUCUGGCGCUCCAUGCAAUUGCAGAAGUGCAGAAGCUUGGGGGUAAUGCCAUGCUUGUUGAUGCUGAGCAUGCUUUUGAUCCAGCAUACUCAAAAGCAUUGGGAGUCGAUGUAGAGAAUCUGAUUGUUUGCCAGCCUGAUAAUGGAGAGAUGGCACUAGAGAUUGCGGAUCGUAUGUGUAGAUCUGGUGCCAUUGAUCUUAUUUGCAUUGAUUCUGUCUCAGCACUCACUCCACGAGCUGAAAUUGAAGGUGAAAUUGGAAUGCAACAAAUGGGUUUGCAAGCACGCCUUAUGAGUCAAGCACUGCGUAAAAUGUCAGGCAUUGCUUCCAAAGCUGGAUGUACACUUAUAUUCCUAAAUCAAAUAAGACACAAGAUUGGUGUAUUUUAUGGAAAUCCUGAAGUCACCAGCGGUGGAAUUGCUUUGAAGUUCUUUGCAUCUGUCCGACUUGAGAUACGUCCAACUGGGAAGAUAAAGUCGGUUAAAGGAGAUGAAGAUAUUGGAGUUAAAGUUCGGGUGAGAGUUCAAAAGAGUAAGGUGUCAAGACCUUAUAAGCAAGCUGAGUUUGAAAUUAUAUUUGGGGAGGGAGUCAGCAAGCUGGGUUGCAUUCUGGAUUGUGCUGAAGUAAUGGAUAUUGUCUUGAAGAAGGGCUCGUGGUACAGCUAUGGAGAUCACAGAUUGGGACAAGGAAGAGACAGAGCAUUACAGUACCUGAAAGAAAAUCCUCUCGUCUCCGAAGAAAUAGAGAAGAAAGUUCGAUCCAUGUUUAUAGAGGGAAUUGGACAAGUAGGGACCUCUUACAUGAAGUUGUCGCCACCACAACCUCAAGAAGAAGACAUUUUUGAAGAAAUUCAAUAAGAUUAAUUGAGCUUGGUUGGAAGAUUGAUCAUCAUGUGUCUGAAGAGAGGAACAAACGUUAAAAUGGAAGCACAGAUUAGAUCCUCAUUCAGUUCGGUUUGAUCUGUUCAGGGUUAUCCCUGUUUUGACUUUUGGAGUAACGAUUGAAAUGCCCAUUUUACACAUUAGAUUUCAAUAAAGCGUGUAUUUUAGUUGUAUUUCAUGCACCCCUAUGCCAAUGCUAGAGAGGAAAAGAAGGGAGAGAAUUUGUUCUCUUCAGGGUCUUAAGGGGUUAAAAGGGGAUAGAGAUGUAUAAAUUUUGAGAUCAACUGAGAAAUGCUCACUUUUCUUCUUAACCGCACUUUGAAAUUUA
Molecule: messenger RNA, 1591 nt
Organism: Olea europaea var. sylvestris
Lineage: Eukaryota; Viridiplantae; Streptophyta; Magnoliopsida; Lamiales; Oleaceae
Product: DNA repair protein recA homolog 1, chloroplastic
Exons: 13
Coding region: 205-1239 (344 amino acids)
Biological process (GO): DNA repair
Molecular function (GO): single-stranded DNA binding; ATP-dependent DNA damage sensor activity; ATP hydrolysis activity
Source: RefSeq, a predicted model, not a curated record